AUGAAGCGCAUGUUUACUGGCCUACAACGGCGUGUCACAAACUCUCCAUUGAGUGCACAGGAGAGUCCUUCUCCCACUCCUUCCGGAAAUGAUUCUCCCGAAUCGGUUAUUGCUCGUGAAAUCAAAGCUUUUUGCGAAUCUGGAGGACCAACUAGCGGCUCAAAUGACUACCUUCAUCUCCCCGCCAUCGUCGAAGCCGCCGAAUCCAGCGCCGUUGCAGCCAAGGAAGCCGUCGCGCGAAUACGCAAAUACCUCUCGAAUCCGAGCAAAGCUCAAGGCAGCAUACAAUACAACUCCAUCAUGCUGAUUCGUAUAUUGUCCGAAAACCCCGGUCAUACGUUUACGCGCAACUUUGACGCCAAGUUUGUCGGUACAGUCAAGGAACUUCUCAGGGAAGGUCGAGAUAUGUCUUCUCAACAGAUGCUGCGCGAGAUGUUGGAUAUGUUUGAGUCUCAGAAAGCGUGGGAUGAGGAUCUGGCGGGAUUAAUUGCAAUGUGGAAGAAGGAGAAGGAAAAGAUGGGGAAAUAUACACGAUCGCCACCACCACCCGGUCAAGCACCACCAUUCCAACAACCUCAACAACCGGGAUUCCCACAUGCCACAUCUUCCCGUCACGAACGCCAAUUACCGCCUCCAGAGGAACUAGCUUCACGCAUAUCCGAAGCCAAAACAUCUGCAAACCUCCUAAUUCAACUAGCGCAAAGCACACCUGCAGCAGAAGUACAAUCGCAUGACUUGAUGCGCGAAUUCUGUCAACGCUGUCAGGCCGCCUCCAGAUCAAUUCAGGCCUAUAUGGCAGUUGAGAAUCCUCCUCCAGACGAGAACACGAUGCUCACAUUGAUUGAGACGAAUGAACAGCUUUCUGUGGCGUUGUCAAAGUAUCAACGCACGGUUCUGAAUGCGAGAAAGGCAUUAGGGACUUCGACGCCGGCUACAUCACCAGGCGCGAAUGAGGAUAGCCGUAACGUCGUCCACAGUCCUCCUCCUGGUCCUCCUCCUGGUGCCAAUGGACAGACCAAUGGAAAUCACAACGCCGAAUCCGGAAUUCUCAUUCCCGACCUGAGAAGCCAAAGUUCGUCUCCUGCGAAUGCAAAUGAGAGCCGAUCACCGGCCGCUCUUACAUCUCUAAACGAGCCGUUCUCACUAGCUAGAUUCGACACCCCAAUUGGAGUUACAGCUGACGCACCGGCGACGACGACAACAAGGACAGCCUCUGCUUCACCUCCAUUAUCUACUCAACCUGCCUCCAAACGCUAUGAAUACAAUGCCGAUGAAUUCGCCGUCGAGAAUCCCUUCGCAGAUAACGCUGCAGAAGGCGAUCAUGACUUGGACCAUGACCGCCAUCAUAAGCCUCCGCGAAGGGCCUUUUGA
Molecule: messenger RNA, 1371 nt
Organism: Talaromyces marneffei
Lineage: Eukaryota; Fungi; Ascomycota; Eurotiomycetes; Eurotiales; Trichocomaceae
Exons: 5
Coding region: 1-1371 (456 amino acids)
Molecular function (GO): phosphatidylinositol binding; ubiquitin binding
Source: RefSeq, a predicted model, not a curated record